Acanthoscelides obtectus is the source of this 449-nucleotide messenger RNA. Lineage: Eukaryota; Metazoa; Arthropoda; Insecta; Coleoptera; Chrysomelidae. The record is from the annotation of a GenBank genome assembly.
GGUGUAGAAGAUCAACCCGUAACGAAUUAACGCAUAUCUCUAGGAGUAGGGGGGAUACGAUUUUCUCCGUCCAUGUACCUUUCUAUUAAGAGGGUAGUGGGUGGUCUGUGGGUGGUGUCUAUAGAAAAUUGUUGACGAACACGGUCAAGUAGACCCGGUGCGAGUAUUCGUCUUAUUAUUUUUUUUAGGUAUUUAUAUGUUAUAUUAGUCCUAACUGACGACGAAAAUUACGGCAAUGCUGACGAACAAGAUGAAGUUGACAACGUUGACGAAAGAUUAGAUAGUGACAGCGAGCAGGAAUUUGAUGAGGCGCUAGAAAAUUACGACCUUAACCUACUCCAGCGUGAGCCGUGUUUUGUAGGAAAGGACAAAAUAACAAAAUGGAAGGAACAUUGUCCACCUAGAAACGUCAGAACGCGUAGUUAUAAAAUUGUUCUACAAUCACCACA